AUCACUGCUGUGUUCAUCUAGAAAACAUCAUGGGCCAAUAAUUUGAUUUUCUUUUUUAAUGGCGGAUGCUAAAACUGAAACCAAUUCCCCAAAGACAUAACAGCACAGAGGAAAUAGAGAAAAUGUCAGAUGAAUACAUAAUCUUUGAAUCUGCAAAGCUUUGAAACCCACAAGCUCAGGAAAUUGUUCAUCAGUAUACAUGAGUAAAGACUCGCUGCGUUCACUGUCAGUUAACUGUUCAGAAACGAAAGACAUGAGAGCGCGUCAGAUGUGUGGGUGUUUUCCAGCUGUUCUCAGGGCUGUUCUCAUCACUGAGAGUCUGCUGACGAGCGUGAGAGGCGACGGGGCAGGCUCUGGCGAAACAAUAGAUAUUAAAUAUGCUUUGAUCGGAGGCGGGAUCGGCCUGUUCAUUGUGGCCGGGUUCAUUAUUUUGAAGGUCUGCAUGAUCAGGAAGCAGGCGCAGGAAAACGGCACAGAUGACAGAAUGAGGAGACCCUCGGAGCCUCACCUAUUUACUAUGAGCCAUCUCAGCCAAUCAGAGCAACCCAUUGCGUUGGUGUCCCGUGACAUGCAGUGUUAAAGGUCAGGCAGAGUGGUAUUCAGGAUGAUGUGAACUCCGCACAAGUUGGCUCCUGGGUGGCAGCUCAACCGGGCAGACCCGCCGUCUCGUCACCGACGCCAACAUGGAUCUGUUUUACCUCACACUAUUGUUCCUCAGUAACAUGUGUCAUUAUCCUGUUUUUCUAAAUAAAUGUCUGUGGAGGAUUUGUAAU
Molecule: messenger RNA, 773 nt
Organism: Acanthopagrus latus (yellowfin seabream)
Lineage: Eukaryota; Metazoa; Chordata; Actinopteri; Spariformes; Sparidae
Product: transmembrane protein 273-like
Exons: 5
Coding region: 200-580 (126 amino acids)
Source: RefSeq, a predicted model, not a curated record